Adineta ricciae is the source of this 378-nucleotide messenger RNA. Lineage: Eukaryota; Metazoa; Rotifera; Eurotatoria; Adinetida; Adinetidae. The record is from the annotation of a GenBank genome assembly.
AUGACAACAACAAUAUCAAACCUUCACUCAUCAACUGUUAAUGAAUCUCAAAAUCAAUCGAGAAAAGCCGAUCGCAGUUUACUUCGAAUGACUCUAGUUCAAGUUUGUCUUCUUCGAAGUUUGACUGUUCCUCAAGCAACUCAAAGAUUAUAUACAGUUUUUGCUGAUUCAUCUUAUGCCCAAUUACAAGCAACAAUCGAUAUGUUUAUUUAUAAUAUUGGUCUUUUAUUAACCUAUUUAGCAAGUGCAAUUCAAUUUUUAUAUUUUUACAUUAACUGGAGGAAGCCUUUUAGACAAGCUUUAUUUGAUCGAAUUAAAUCGAUUUUCAAUAUUAUAGAAACUUAUGUCGCAAAUGAUUCAACAGAUUUCUUGAUGUGA